Sphaerulina musiva SO2202 is the source of this 760-nucleotide messenger RNA. RefSeq lists its product as uncharacterized. The record is from RefSeq and is a predicted model, not a curated record. The coding region runs from base 458 to 709 and encodes 83 amino acids. NCBI's taxonomy places the organism in Eukaryota, Fungi, Ascomycota, Dothideomycetes, Mycosphaerellales, Mycosphaerellaceae. The transcript has a single exon.
GCUAGCCCCAGAAGCCGGAGUAUGCUCCGAGAUCUGGCAUAGGAUGAUAUCAGGUCACCAGGAUAGCGACGAAUUAUCAGGAUACUCAAUCGCCCACGCAUCGGCAAGCGUGUAGCAUUACUCUGGAAACACCCUGGAGAAUUCCAGGUUACCUCUUAGGUCCAUAGCCUUUCCAUGGGCUCAUCGUGCAACUGCUGGAUCCGGAAUACCUGUAUGACGGCGCAGAAGGGCACUUGAGCGGGUGUGUGAUCCUCUCCAGCUGACUCUAGCCAAAGACACCACAAAGUGUUGCGUGAAGGGUCAAGGUGCGAAGGGCGACAUCCAGCCAGGUGCACAGGUGGUGUUCGAAUUAUCACAGGAUCGGCGCUAUGUGCCUCAGGUACUGCCUACCAGGCCCUACCUACAUGUACCUACACAGACGGGCCAGUUGGAAGGUGGCAGAGCCUCAAGAUCGUCGAUGGUUCACGCAGUGACGGCACUCGUGCAUUCUCUUUCAACAAGGAAUAGCCGUUUACAUCUCCAUGUAAUGGUCGAAUCGAGGAUUGCCAAAUACGAUCCAGACAUGGCACGACGGCACUCGGACGCACCGCGGUGGUCGCUCGAUGCUGCUGGCCAUCACAUGCUGCGUCGCACUAUUGCCAGUGCUAUUACCUAUGACUGGAGGGCAGAUCGGCAUUCGCAGUGGGAGGUAGGAGGUAGUAGGAGGUAGCAGGAGGUAGCAGUAGUAGUAUUAGUAGUUCGAAUGAAAAUUACAUGUACC